AUGGUGUCAUUAUUUAAAGAAAAAAAUCAUGUAGAUGUACUAAUCUGUGGUGCAGGUCCCGUUGGCUUAUUCUUAGCUAAUGAAUUGGCUGAAUUUGAAAUCAAUUUCCGCAUCAUAGAGAAGGUUGAAAAGCAUCCAGAAAUUUCAAAGGCUCUCUUGGUAGCACCGAAAACUAUGGAAAUUCUUGAUAAUAGAGAUCUUUUAGAUCCAUUCUUGGAACACGGUCUCAAAGUGAAGCAAUUCUGUAUGUACCAAAACGUUCAUGAUACAAGCAAUCCGGUCAAGAUCGAACUUAGCAGCAUGAACGCCAAUUAUGCAUUUGGAUUAAUUGUCCGUCAGAAUAAGACCAUGGAUUAUUUAAUUGAAGCUCUACACAAAAAGAAAUCAAUGGGAAAGAAAAAUAUCCCCAAAAUUGAAUUCUGCAUGGAAUUAAUAAAGUAUGAAGAGAAGAAUGAUCAUAUAAUUGCUGUUGUAAAAAAUACAAAAAACAAUGCAGAAGAAGAAAUUAUAUGCCAAUAUUUAGUAGGAUGCGAUGGUGUACAUUCCGCUGUCAGAAAAGGAAUAAAUGGCUGGACUUUUGAAGGUCAGACGUUGAAAUCUACAUGGGCUGUAGCUGACGUAGAAAUUGAUCAUGAAUUGAUUAAAUACGACCAAGCAACUGCUUUUCCACUUAAUGAAGGACCUAUCGCGAUAUUACCGUUGGAUGCCAGAAAAAAUACUGUCCGUAUCAUUGCUCAAAUGUCUAAAGAGGAAAUCAAAAAUGAAACUAAUGACAACGUUACACAUGGUCUCACACAAGAUACCCAUAUUACACUGGAAGAAUUGCAAAAACUGAUUGAUGAGAGAAUUUCCCCAAUUAAAUUGGAAUUAAAAAAUCCUGUAUGGCUUUCCAAUUUCAAGAUUAAUGAAAGAAUUGUAAAUAGAUAUCGAACAGGGCGUGCGUUUGUCGCUGGAGAUGCUGCUCAUUGUCAUUCGCCAUUUGGUGGUCAAGGAAUGAAUUUGGGAAUUCAAGAUGCUCAUAACUUGGCAUUCAAAUUGGCUCUAGUUAUUAGGGAUCAGACAGCUGACGCUAAUAAACUUCUUGAUAGUUAUGAACAAGAACGGUAUUCCACUGCUAAGAGUGUUGUUGCGGGUACCGGUUUUUUUACAAAAGUGUUGAGUGGUAAUGACUUUUUUACCACAUUCCUUCGAACACGCGUUGCUCCUUUCAUGUUUAAUUUCUUUCCCCAAGCUACAUUUAAAUUCCAAAACAAUUUAUUCCAAAACAAUCUUCAUUACUUGCCUGAAUCUUCUGAGGUUCUUCACAAUUAUAAACCUCUUUCAAGCGCUGAAAACCAAUUGAUUAAAGCAGGCCAUUACGUACUAGACGGAUCAUUAAUAAAAAUAACUCCUCAUAAAAAUCAUGAGCGCAUAACUAUGUUUGAUGUCUUUCGUUCAACUGCGUUGAAGCAUACCUUAAUCCUCUUUACUCUAAACAAGGGCGUCACUGCUGAUUGCAAUCCACUUAUUGAAACUCUGUUGGAGGUAUACAAUAAUUAUAAAACUACUAUCACUCCCAUUAUUAUUUCAUAUCAGGGCGUCGUCAACACUGCUGAUGUACCAUUCAUGCCAUUCCAAGAAGAGGGCAGAGAGCAACAUAUAUUUGUUGAAAGCAAAUUCGAAUUGCAUGAAAAAUAUGGCAUCAUUAAAGAUAUCGGGAAGCAGGCUUUCGUACUUGUUCGACCUGAUUUGUAUGUUGCUGGCGCGGUGUUUGAAGAUGAUGUUGAUGAAUUAAAGGCAUUUUUAGAUGGUUAUUUAUCUAGGGCAGAUAGAUAA
This is a messenger RNA of Cetraspora pellucida, 1815 nucleotides long. The record is from the annotation of a GenBank genome assembly. Lineage: Eukaryota; Fungi; Glomeromycota; Glomeromycetes; Diversisporales; Gigasporaceae.